CGAAAUUUGGCGCCAUUGAAGCAUUUUAAAGUGUAGCUUAAGCUAGCAAGACGUUAAAAGCCAUUUAAAUCAGUUUUAUAUACGUUUAGAUAUUACCGGUAACCCACAACUGGUAAAAUGGGGGAUUAUAAUUACAGUGGAACACCGCAUCGUUCAGCUCUCUUGUUCUUUAGCCUUCUUAUAUGUCUUAGCGGCGGUGCUAUCUUGGGCGCUGCAGUUUGGGCCGCUGUAACAAUUGCAGCUUUUCCAAAUAUCCUUGGUACUUCUGCUGGGAUAUUCGCUUCUGUGUACAUCAUGAUCGCAGUCGGUUCAAUUUUGUUUCUUGGAUCAAUGUUUGGAUGUUUGAGUAUUGUAGUCGAGAAAAAGAACAUGGUACUUGGGUAUGCGGCUAUUCUCGCUCUUGUCUUUCUGCUACAACUCGUGGGAUCAGUUUUGGCUUUCGUGUACUAUCCUAUAGCACGUGACGCUGCCCAUUCAAGCAUCGAAUUCUACAAUACGGAUCUGCAAGUGGAAAGGGGCUGGGAUAGUAUUCAAGGAGUGCUUGAAUGCUGUGGCAUGAACUAUUACACGGACUGGAAACAGCGUGUUGGGACCACCGCUCAACCGAAUGAAGUUUUCCCGAAACUGCCAAGUUCUUGUUGCUCCGAUAAAGUGCAGACGUGCAGCGAGAACUCUGCAACUAACUUUAGAAUUGGUUGCAACCCGAAACUGCAGUCUUUCUUCGUUAUAAUAGGCGGCAUUGGAUUCGGCGUGCUGGUUAUCGAAAUUCUAACAGUGGCUGUGCUUGCAUCUGCAUUACGAGGAAUGUGAUGCAAGAUAUUUGCAAUCAAGAAAUGACAUACAAUUAAAGAAACGGGGCUUUAUGAAAAAAUACGAAGUUUUUUUAUAGCACACUUGCCGUCUUUAAAAUGUAAAUAAUUGAAGCAGUAGUCCGCGCCAGCAGAGUUGUACAGUUUUAAAAUUUUAAUAUAAUUUUCACUUUUGUUUAUAAGAAAACUGAUUACGUAAAAUAAAUAGGAUUUCAAGCUUUUCUGCC
Messenger RNA from Ciona intestinalis (vase tunicate), 1036 nucleotides. The record is from RefSeq and is a predicted model, not a curated record. NCBI's taxonomy places the organism in Eukaryota, Metazoa, Chordata, Ascidiacea, Phlebobranchia, Cionidae.